AUGCGAACGCACGAGCAGCGUCGAUUUGGGAUCGCGGUGGUGGUGCCGCCUCAGCGGAUCGCGUUUGCAAAGGCUGGAAGAAGAAGAGAGGAAGAAGGGGUGACUGGUGAGAGGCGAUGUGGGGGACCGGCCCCGUGCUUUCUCCCCAUCCCCGUGUUCCCCCCUUCCCCGUGUUUCUCCCUUCCCCGUGAUUCCUCCUUCCCCGCGCUUUCUCUCCUUCCCCGUGUUUCCCCCUUCCCCGUGUUUCCUCCUUCCCCGUGUUUCCUCAUUCCCCGUGUCUUCUCCCCUUCCCCGUGUUUCCUCCUUCCCCGUGCUUUCUCCCGUUCCCCGUUCUCCCGUUCCCCGUGCUUUCUCCGCAUCCCCGAGUUUCCCCCUUCCCCGUGCUUUCUCCCCAUCCCCGUGAUUCCCCCAUCCCCAUGUUUCCCCCUUCCCCGUGAUUCCCCCUUUCCCUUGCUUUCUCUUCUUCCCCGUGAUUCCCCCUUUCCCGUGCUUUCCCCGUGCUUUCUCCUCCUCCCAACCCCCAUCAGCUCACCCCUCAACUCCCCACAUGCCCCUCCUUCGUUCACCCCUCGUUUCCCCCUUUUCCCCCGCACGUCCCCCCCCUCCUCCCUCCCUCUCCCUCGCUGCUCUGCUCUGCUCCCCGUCCACAGAAUCAUGCGUGCGUUCCAGGCAGAGGAACGGAAGAUGGUCAAGAAGGUGCUCGAGCUGCACAAGGCCAAGGAGAAGAGCGCCUCCAACGUCCCCGCUGAAACCGCUCAGCUCAGAUGA
Messenger RNA from Closterium sp. Naga37s-1, 768 nucleotides. NCBI's taxonomy places the organism in Eukaryota, Viridiplantae, Streptophyta, Zygnematophyceae, Desmidiales, Closteriaceae. The record is from the annotation of a GenBank genome assembly.